UAGACUACAAAUCCCAAGAGCUCCGAGUCUGCUCAUCUUUCCAGAAAAGCGUCGUAAAAUGUAGGAUCAUACAACUUCUCGUGCAAACUGUCUCUAGGUAUUUUCACGCGUUUUAAGCAAAACUGACUUUCAGCAUCUGAGAAGGGGUGAAAGAUUGUUUGUCCAUCCACACUGCUCAGCUGCAGUGGUCAUUUCACCUACAUGUCUUUGUCGGCCACCUGAGGAUGCAGAGCCCCAGAUCAGGAAGCGAGUUGGAGUUCCUUGUGUUUUCCCACCAUGCAAACUUUAAUAACCCUAACUUGAGCACAAUUUGUGGGCCAAACAAAGGCUCACAUCAUUUGACUGGAGGACCCAUGCCAAAUGCAAGCUGGGAGAGAAGAUGUAUGAGGAAGCAAAGAAGGAGGACGGAUGAUGGAAGCUGCAGUCCAAAAAGGCCAAAGCUGAUGGGAGAGGAAGAAGAAGAUGUGGCCGAGCAACCAAGUCCUAAAGUGAGACGGGGAUGGUCUGUGGACUCCAUCGCCACUUCUCCUUCCACAGAGUCCAGCUUGGUUCAGCGACAGACUGAACCCAGGGCAGUGCUGAGAAGUCUGCCCUUUACAGCUUCUCCUUCCCCAAUACGCAAAGUUCAUACAGAGGGGUCAGGCAUGGAGGUAGAGGCUGCUCAAAGGAGACUGCAGGAGAUCGAAGAUAGGAUAACUUUGGAAGAUGACAGUGAUGAGGAGGAGUUGGAUGUUGAACCAGCUCAGCGCAGACCAGUGCUGGUGUUAUCUGACAGCUUGAGGGAGGGGCUUCAGCGAGGGAUUGCUGACAUUCUGCCCCAUACAGUAGCACAGUCAAUGAACCACUCUUGUAUGGAACUGGUGUUAUGGCGCCCCCCAGAGGACCCUCUCACCCAGAGGCUAAAAGACACAUUACAAAGACAGCAGCGCAAGCAGCUAAACAGACAGACCCCUACACCCAUACCAUUGGUCAGCAACCCUAUCAGCCCCCCGUCCCAGCCCCAGUUCACAGCAACCAAUGAGCAAACUUUCAGUCCCCUGUUCAGCAGCCCUUCGGACCCUAACUCUGGAGAAGAAGACAUGGAGUUGUAGGGAAUCUAUAAACAGUUUGUAGUCUGA
Messenger RNA from Misgurnus anguillicaudatus (oriental weatherfish), 1118 nucleotides. RefSeq names its product coiled-coil domain containing 117 (gene ccdc117). NCBI's taxonomy places the organism in Eukaryota, Metazoa, Chordata, Actinopteri, Cypriniformes, Cobitidae. The record is from RefSeq and is a predicted model, not a curated record.